Messenger RNA from Dendrobium catenatum, 681 nucleotides. RefSeq lists its product as uncharacterized. Gene Ontology annotation, cellular component: nucleus. Lineage: Eukaryota; Viridiplantae; Streptophyta; Magnoliopsida; Asparagales; Orchidaceae. The record is from RefSeq and is a predicted model, not a curated record. The coding region runs from base 1 to 681 and encodes 226 amino acids. Gene Ontology annotation, molecular function: transcription cis-regulatory region binding; DNA-binding transcription factor activity. The transcript is spliced from 2 exons. Gene Ontology annotation, biological process: positive regulation of DNA-templated transcription.
AUGGACUGCUCCACCACCACCGCCGCCACCACUACUAUUAACUUUACGACCUUAUCCUCCGCCGACGGCCGCCGUCUCCGGCGAAUGAUAUCGAACCGUGAGUCGGCCCGCCGGUCUCGCAUGCGGAAGCAGAGGCACCUAGAAGACCUCCGGAGCCGGGUCGGCCGUCUCCGGCUAGAGAACAUUGCAGUGGCUGAAAGGAUCGCAUCCAUCUCCGGCCGCUGCGUCCUCGUCCGCCGAGAGAACGAGCAGUUAAAAUCGGAAUCCGCCGCUCUAUGCCGCCGCCUCUCAGAGAUCCGCCAGUUACUUUUCCUCCGGCAGCUCGAUUGCCUCUCUUCCCCGCCGGCGUUCCCCUCUGCCGCCUCUAGCCGGUUCGCUUCCACUCUUCUUAUUAGAGGGAGGAUAAGAAGAAAAAUAAGGGAUGAGUUUGGGAGCUCUCUUGCCACCGACCACCGCCGGAGUUCUUACCAACCAUCGCCGCAGUUCCUCCCGACCACCGCAGAAGUUCCUCCCAACCGUUGUUGGAGUUUUCUUCCUAACCGAUGCCGGAGUUCUUCCAAACCAGUGUCGAAGUUUCCUCCCAACCAUCAUCAGAGUUGUCUUCUCGUCCACUGCCGGAGUUUCUUCCUGAUAAUCGCUGAAGUUCUUCUCAACCACUGCCUUCCUUCCGCUGGUUCAUGA